CUAGGACUAUCCGCCAAAAUAAAAAGGAUUGACCCAUAGCUAACUUCUACAUUGUAGAUGAUUUCAUCAUGUAAUUCAAGUUUUAUAUGCAAAAUUGGUAUUCCAUGUUGUAUAGGAUUUUGAUUUGAUCUACCCUGGAUUAAGUUUAUAAACUGAGGGAAACAAAGAUGGAGGACGAUUCUGAUAAUCCAGAGGAUGAAAAUGUUACCAUUACAUUUGGAGAGGAAGAAAAAAUUAACUGUUCUAAAUGUCUUCUGAUGAAGAAAAGUGAUUACUUUAAUGCCAUGUUUUCCUCUGGUAUGAAAGAAAGCCAUCAUAAUAUGGUAGAAAUAAAAGACAUGGAAGCAGAUGUCAUGAGGGAGCUGAUCAGCUAUAUAUCUUCUGAUGUACUACACCUAACAAAUGAAUCAGUGUAUUGUAUCACAGCAGGGGCUUGUAGGUUUCAGAUAUCUAGUGCCAUAGAAUUGUGUUGUGAAUUUUUAAGUGAUAAUCUGUGCCAUAAUACCUGUUCAAGUACAUUGGAGUGUUCUACUUUGUAUCAUCUUAAAAGUGUACUUAAAUUAACUAAAAGGCACAUGCAGCAUUACUUCACAAAGGUAUGUCAGACAGAUGAUUUUCUAUCCAUCCAAGUUGCAACAUUAAGAAGCUUAUUACUUGAGAAAGCCUUGAAUGUGAAAUCAGAAAUUGAUGUGUAUUAUGCAUUUGAACGAUGGAUAGAUGCUGAUGUAGAGAAUAGACAACAGUAUAUAAAAGAACUGUCGAAAUACAUUCACAUUGAAGAUAUGAUUAAUCCUUCCAUAGAACUCAACAUGCUGUCACAAUUCAAAUAUCUUCACACAACAAAAAAUGGAAUUUUACAAAGACUUGAAAAUAACAAAGAUCAAAUUAGAAGAAAGUAUCGACAAGUCCCAGAAGACCUGUUUUGUGUAGGUUUACAGAGAUUUGAUGAAGCUUCCCAAAGUUUCUGGUUUGAUCCUGUGAUCUACAAGAUUGAUAUGGCAAAGGAAUGUAGUAUACUGAAGGAUAAUGUUAUAGCUACAAUGGAAGAUGUUCUACCAAAUGUGGAGGGUCAUGGUGGUUAUAGUGUCUGUGUCAAUGGACAAGACAUAAUAGUAUCAGGUGGGGAACCAAAGUUAGGUAAAAACACAUGGAACCUUGGCAUUUAUUGCUAUAAUACCUUUACAAACAAGUGGCGGAAGUUGACAGAUUUACAGAGUCCGAGGCGACACCAUGCAUCAUGUGCUAUAAAUAAUUGCUUAUAUGUGAUUGGUGGAUAUGGACGAUUUAGAGUUAAACUUAAUUCUAUGGAAAAGUAUGAUUGUGAUGAAGAUAAGUGGUGUUCAUUGGCCCCAUCACCAACUCAUGGGUACCACAAAGCUUUGACAGUUUUACACAAUAAAAUAUAUGCUUUGUUCUGUAGUAGUGCAAUGUUUUGUUAUUCUCCCGUACAAGAUUCAUGGACAAAAUUACUCAUGUCGAGUGAUAUACAAAGUGGACUGGCAUUUCUUGGAGCAUGUACCUACAAUGAUGCAAUAUAUGUGAGAGCGAGUCGAGACUUGGUACAUGUGCUGGAACACUCUGAUGAAAAAUCUCUGGAAGUAACAAAUACAUAUACACAUUUUACCAAGAAGAAUAAUGAAGAAAUUGGAGGAUAUGUAUUUGGUAUAACUAUAUGCAAUGAUAUAAUGUAUUGUUUCAAAACUGACGAUGAAACCGGUUUUACAACAGACUUGUUGUAUGUUAAUUUACUUGAUGGUGCUAAGGAGAAUGGUAAUUCUAAGGUUGUAGAUGUACAAAUACUGAUGCAGCAUCAGUUAGACUUAGUGGCUGUACCUGUUUAUUAGAUAAAUCUUACUUCAUUUUCUACAAUGUCUUCAUUAAUAGGUUUGAUUUUAAUAUUUUUUAUAUUUUUACCGGUUUUUUAUAAAAAUGAAAAGAAAAAAAACAUAAAAAGAGUAUCAUUUACUUAAAGAGUGAUAAAAACUACAAUUUAAAAAUAUGAAAUUUUAACAUUCCAAUUAUUAACAAAAUGUUGAGUAUGAAAUUUAGAGGCUUGUUCACAGGGAUAUGUUUUUUCCUCAUGUAGACGAAGAAAUUAUUUUUCAGUACAAUGAUUUAUUUCAAUUGCAAUAAACAAAAUUCAAUUCAAUAUCUUAUUUACAUCUCAUGAUCACCUUAUGCAUACAAUAUGAUAUUAAAGGAUACAUUAUGUUUUAUACAUAAGCAAAUCCAUAGUACAGAUUUCUGAGAGAAAGUCUUUUCAGAGACAAUAACAGCAAAAACAGCAUGUUUAUUAGACAUUAAAAGAUAUAAUAAACAUAAUUGGGAAAUUAUUUACAAUUUAAAACAUCUCUGCAAUUUUGGAGAUUUAAAAUAACAGAAUUUUGCAGAUAA
This is a messenger RNA of Mytilus trossulus (common blue mussel), 2394 nucleotides long. Its product is annotated as kelch-like ECH-associated protein 1B. NCBI's taxonomy places the organism in Eukaryota, Metazoa, Mollusca, Bivalvia, Mytilida, Mytilidae. The transcript has 8 exons. The coding region runs from base 168 to 1844 and encodes 558 amino acids. Gene Ontology annotation, molecular function: protein binding. The record is from RefSeq and is a predicted model, not a curated record.